Messenger RNA from Humulus lupulus (European hop), 819 nucleotides. RefSeq lists its product as uncharacterized. The coding region runs from base 1 to 819 and encodes 272 amino acids. NCBI's taxonomy places the organism in Eukaryota, Viridiplantae, Streptophyta, Magnoliopsida, Rosales, Cannabaceae. The transcript has 4 exons. The record is from RefSeq and is a predicted model, not a curated record.
AUGGUAGUCAUUCGAGUUUGCAAAGAUCUUCUUGGUCGAGGUGGAUUACUAAAUUUCCCAUUCUUGUGUUUACCGAGAUCUAAUAAUGACAUUAAUGUGCUGGAGGCAUCCCAUCUUUUUGCUAAUCUUGCUGAAGGUAUUGCUCCUUCUGCUAAUUAUGUUAUUAAAGGAAAAGAGUAUAAUAUGGGUUAUUAUUUAGCUGAUGUUGCAAAAUUAAGGGGAUGCAUCAACCAAAUUGAAAAUAAAAAUCCAAGUGAUGCUUCACAAGAAGAUAUUUUAAAUCAAGCGAAAGAUGUUAUUAGCCAAGAAAAAAAAUAUAGCAGAGGCUUUAAAUUUGAUCAUGUGUGGCCCAUCCUCAAACACAUUCAGAAAUUUACAAGUGAUGACAACAUCAAUGCACCAAGUAGAUUCCAACAAGAUGGUCCUAAUUUUACUUCGUCCAAAUCAUCAUCUCACAAUUUCGAUUCUCCAACGUCAGCAUCCACCGGUAUGAGUUCAUUUGAUCUUAAUAUAAAUAAUGAGGAAAUCAUUACUAAUUCAACUGAAAGACCUAUUGGUGUGAAAAAAGCAAAGGCAAAACAAUUAGGUGAUGAUCAAUUUAACAAACUAAUGGAACAAAGUAAAAAACUCGUUCAAGUUAUUGAAAAGAGUAACACAGAUAGAAAUGAACCUCAUAAAAGAAAUGUUGAAGAUAAAAUUUUAUUCACAGAUUUAGAUUCUAUAUUCGAUCCAGAGUUUCGCCAGUACAUUCAAAGCGAAAAAAGAAGAAUUUACAGAGAAAAAGCACGAACAUCCGAAGUUGGAGAACAAGGAGAAUGA